This is a messenger RNA of Leptopilina boulardi, 1791 nucleotides long. Its product is annotated as kelch domain-containing protein 4-like. The record is from RefSeq and is a predicted model, not a curated record. The transcript is spliced from 9 exons. Lineage: Eukaryota; Metazoa; Arthropoda; Insecta; Hymenoptera; Figitidae. Gene Ontology annotation, molecular function: protein binding. Bases 188 to 1735 code for a protein of 515 amino acids.
UUUUUGCCUUUAAGGUAAACGUGAGGUAAACAGUGUUUUGUAAACGUAAGAAAUUUGAGGUUAACCUGUGUAUUUGAACCCGGUAUUCUUGUGCAUUUAUAUCCAGUAUAAUUAAUCAAAAAGCCAAACAAGAAAAAGAAACAUUUACUUUUUGUAACAAAUCAAAUUUUCAUUUUUUAAUAGCAACAUGGGUAAAAAAAAUAAAAAUAAGAAAAUGAGCGGCAUGGAAAAAACUGCUCUUAAAACGGAAAAAAAACUUAAUUCUAAACGAAAAAAAGAACUUUCUGAUGCUGGCGAGGAUGACAUUGAAAAAAUAAUAGCUAACAUCGAAAAAGAAGAAGCUAAACGUAAUCGAGUUACAGAAUGUAUUAUUGCACCACCUUCACGACGAGUAAACUUUACAUUAUCUGUGCAUCCAUUCAAAGAUGAAUUAAUUAUGUUUGGAGGUGAAUUUCAUAAUGGCCAAAAAACUAUUGUUUAUAACGAUCUGUUCUUUUAUAAUUUGAAUAAAAAAGAAUGGUCUGUUAUAAAAGUACCAGGUGCACCACCCCCGAGAUGUGGUCAUCAGGCGUCAAUUGUUCCAUCGGGUAAGGGAGAUUUAUGGAUUUUUGGUGGCGAAUAUACGAGUCAAUCAGAAUCUCAAUUUUAUCAUUAUCGGGACUUAUGGGUUUACCGUCUGGGGGAAAAGAAAUGGGAAAAAAUAACUGCGCCUGGUGGUCCAACAGCAAGAAGUGGUCACAGAAUGACUUAUAUGAAAAAACAAUUAUUUAUAUUUGGUGGAUUUCACGACAAUCUAAGAGAUUACAAAUAUUUUAAUGAUGUUUAUAUUUUUGACCUAAGUAGUUAUACGUGGAGUAAAAUAGAAGUAUCUGGAAAUUCACCUAAUCCGAGAUCUGGAUGUAUUGUGCUUCCAACUCCUGACAAUAAACUUCUUGUUUAUGGUGGUUACAGUAAACAGCGAAUAAAAAAGGAUGUUGAUAAAGGCCAAGUUCAUACAGAUAUGUUUCUUUUAGCUCCAGAUAAAAAUGAUUCAACUGGGACGAAAUGGAAAUGGACUUUAGUAAACCAAGGAGGAAUUAAAUUGUCACCACGUUGUAGUUCAACAGCAAUUUUAGUUCAACAAAAUUUAGCAUAUUUAUUUGGAGGUGUUUAUGAUGACGACGAUAAUGAAGAAGAUCUAAGCGGAAAAUUUUAUAAUGAUCUAAUUGCAUUGAAUUUAGAAAAAUAUCAAUGGUAUACAGUUACAUUAAAUCCAAAGCUUGAACAGGAAGAACGAAAAAAAAGAAGAAAGGAGAAAGGAACUGUAGAUGAAGAAGAAGAAGAAGAAUCGAUGGUUGUUGAAGAGCCAGUUGAAGAAAAAAUUAUUACAACCGAUGACGACGGUAUAUUUACGAUGACUGUUGGUCCAGCACCAAAGACAUCUAGUUCUGUGAUGGAAGAAACAAAACUCGAAUCAUUUACUCCCUGUCCAAGAAUUAAUCCAGGUUUAGCAGUCAAAAACAAUAAUUUAUAUUUAUAUGGAGGAAUGUUUGAAGAUGGAAAUAAACAAUAUACCUUCAAUGAUUUUUAUUAUCUAGACUGUAAGAAACUCGAUAAAUGGACCACAAUUAUCAAAGAUGAUUUAUCUUCUCAAGAGUGGCUCGGAAGUUCAAGUUCUGAAGAUGAAAGUACCGAUGAAUGUGAUACUUCAAGUGAUGAAGAAAGUCCUGUUGAAAUGGACAUUGAUAAAGAAUGAACAAUUGUAAAAUAUAAUGUAUCAAGAAUAAUAAUAAUUGUUUUUAUUAUUUGUAA